AACACGCCCACCCGCAUUGUCCGCUUGGCUGGAGGACACUGGUGUCGCUUCCCUUUUUCUAAGCUUCAUUUAAGGCAGGGAAAGGACACUAUUCCGCCAAAAUAAUAAAGGGGAUUUUUGCGGUUGACUAAGUUAUUUGAAAUGCCUGGCGUAUUAGUUAUUUUAGUGCACUUCGAGACGAAACUCCGUUAUUUUACUCUAGAGACGGGUGUAAUUUCAAUGUUAGAUGAUGCGGCGAUUUGCGGCGUUUGUGCUGAUGACCUUUUCUUUGGCAUCCCUCGAUGAAAUGGGUUAUACAGUUGAUGACUUUUCAUCAACAGGAAUUGCGAAUGCGACACAGGCGGCUGUAAUCCCCCGGGCCCGUGAAAUUACACUGUUGCCCUGCUUAAUGGGGAAUAUUUUAAAUUCGCCAUUAUCGUGAAUGUAGCCCAUUUAAAGUAAAUAUAUUAAGCAUAAUUUGGCACGUUUUGAGUCUGCAUCAAAAUAAGUAAUCGAGCCAGACAUCAGACGUGGCUGUUCUGAAAUAUUGAGCAUCAUCUGCCUACGUGAGCUGCAGAAACGCAUCGGACAACCUGUCGAUCCCUGUCCUGGAUCGCUGAAGUGCGGUCUGCAGUGCAUGAUGGGAGCUAAGCGGGGGGGACCCGACCAAUGACUGGUCUCGAUCGCCACGCUGCAGGAUGGACAGCUUCCUAAACACCUCAGUGCCCCCUUCCUGCCCCUCCACCCGGACCAUGGAUCAGGAGACGCCAGCGAAGGAGAGAACCAGCUACUUCAGCAAUGUCAAAGCGAGGCUGGGAUCCAGUCUUCCCACUGAUACCCUGCCAGUGGAGCCCCCAGGGCUCCCAAGAGCCACAGGCCAUGCCCAGCCCCAGCAGCCCCAAGUCCGACACCAUGUGCCGCACAUCCGGAACCCGCAGCUACGGCAGUACUACCUGAGAGAGGCAUCGUGGGAUUCGGACUCAGCCAAUACGGUGCUGGCAGCUGCUGGAGCCCCUGCAGAGAGGAAGGCAGAGGACUGUGCGGGUUCGCGAGCUUCUGACACCGAGGCCCCUCCCACCACAGAGGCAGACGGCACCCCUGCUGCCCCCACGGCCCCCACCAUGACUGCUCCUGGCCUGCCUUCUCCGCUGCUGGAUGCCGACUACGAUAAACUCCUGGAUGUGGAGGCGGUGCCCAUGCCCGAUGGACAGCUCUGCUUGCUCGCCCUGCCCCCCGAGUGCUCUGCAGGGGGGGGCUCAGCCACCGCCCCUUACCUCAAGCUGUGCUGCCGCUACAUCACCGAUCGCAAGGGUGUGGUGUCGGGGGUCCUGCUGGUGACAGCCAAUAAGAUCUUCUUUGACCCCUACAAGUCCCACCCCCUGGUGCUGGAGCACGGCUUUGAAGAGUACCUGCUCUCCUGCUCUGUGGACAGCUUGGCAUCCGUGUCCUUCUGCCCCGACAUCUCCCACGUGCGCUUCAGUGCCCCCACACAACGGCCGAAAAGCAGAAGGAAGGAGGCGCACCUAAAAAUGGCCAGGAGCCUGGGGAAGAGACGGCAAGGAGACAGGCGGGGAACAGCGAGCAAACAGAAGGAGGAGAUGCUCUUCGCUCCGGCGUCCUCAGCAGCUCCGAGCAUAAGCUCCCCCUCUGACACGACCCACGAAGCUGCCCUGGAUGGGCAGGGCCUGGGGGACAAAGAGCAGGAGGGCCGCGACAUGGCAGAGGCCGAGAAACAGCUGGGGGGCACUGCGGACGAGCUGGCUGUACAGUGUUCGGGGAUGCUGGGUGCAGCUGUUCUUAGCAGUGCUGCCACCUUCUGCUGUGGAGGACUUGAUGCAGGUGAUAUAGGCGACUCGGAACAGAGCUCCACCAAGCAGCGUACAAGGGAAGGAACGUCAGGGUCCAAAGCCUGCAGGGGCCACGGUGAUCUGAUGUUCGUCAGGCUGAGGUUCCACUCAACCCAGAGGAAGAAGCGGAACUCGGACCUGUCAAGAGCCCCUACCACGAAGGACGCCUGGUUCACGCUGUCGCAGGAGAGCUCAGAUGAGCUCUAUGCCUAUCUGACCCACUGGAGGCCUGACGUCUGCAUCCUGGAGGGGGGGCAGGAAGAGGAGGAGGAAGACGAAGAGUUCGUGCUGGUGGACAGCAGGGAGCCGGAGGUGUGCCAGAACGAGGCCCGGACCGGAGACGAGUGGGAGAUGGUCUGUGUGGAUGAGGGAGGGGGCCGGACAUCAUCGCUGACCCUGGACAGGGAGCCGGAGGGGCUGGCAGACAUUGUACGCCAGAGUGUCAUCCUGGGAGAGGACCAGGUCAGACAGAUAUACAGCAGGCUUCCCCCUCGAACCGUGGGCCACACAUGGCAGCUGGCCUACAGCACGUGGCGGCACGGGGCCAGCCUCCGCUCCCUCUACAGGAGGCUGGCUGGCAGCGACUCGCCCACACUGCUCCUCAUCAAGGACUCCCAGAGCCAGGUGUUUGGCGCCUUCCUGUCCCACCCCCUGAGGCCCAGCGAGACGUUCUAUGGCACCGGGGAAACCUUCCUGUUUACCAUGCAGCCGAGCUUCCAGGUAAGUGGGCUUGUGGGGAGAGCACAGGGCCCCCCCAGGCUUACCGCCGCCCCCAGGCUUACCGCCGCCCCCAGGGCUUACCACCACCGUCUCCCAAGGGUCCUGUUACUGUGCCUCACCUCCUUCUCCCGCCAGUGCUUCCGCUGGAUGGGUGCCAACUCCUUCUUCAUCAAGGGAGACCUGGACUCCUUUGCCGUUGGGGGUGGGAGUGGCCAUUUUGGCCUGUGGCUGGAUGAGACUCUGUACCGUGGACGCAGCAGUCCCUGUGACACAUUCAACAACCGCUGCCUGUCUGAGACCGACGACUUCCGCGUCCUGGAGUUGGAGGUGUGGACCUUCUGCUGAGUCGGACCCCUAGGGAGGAGGGGGCAGCAUAGAAAUAUUGCAGCUGGAGAAGCAGCUGGAACAGUUUCGGAAAUGGGACUUUCUUGCCGGUGGCUGUGCCCCCCCCCCCCCCCCCCCGAUGGCCCUGUAAAUACAGAUUCCUGCUCCAUCCUGUAACAGACAUAAAUCGCCAGUCCGACGCUACACUCAGCACCACGGGCUCUCACUCACUCAUCCACUUAGCGCACCUGCAACACGACCUAACUGUGGCCGUCAUAAAGGACUUCAAAUGCAGUGUAUUAUGCAUAAAUAAGACUUUUCCAGACUGCACUGUACAGUUCAACACGAUGAGCCUGGAAAUACUGUUGCUAGAAUAAUUUGAAUUUCUUAGAUUUAAAUUUCCCCAUGCUCCAGACGCUCCGGGUGUGAUAUCGCGACCCCACACCAUACCUCGCCGUCCCCCCUGUGAAGAAUAAAUAAACCUCUGAAGUAAGCCUU
Messenger RNA from Brienomyrus brachyistius, 3368 nucleotides. RefSeq names its product nuclear receptor coactivator 7. The record is from RefSeq and is a predicted model, not a curated record. Bases 678 to 2891 code for a protein of 737 amino acids. Gene Ontology annotation, biological process: response to oxidative stress; regulation of transcription by RNA polymerase II. The transcript has 15 exons. Lineage: Eukaryota; Metazoa; Chordata; Actinopteri; Osteoglossiformes; Mormyridae. Gene Ontology annotation, cellular component: nucleus.